Messenger RNA from Eimeria mitis, 4791 nucleotides. RefSeq lists its product as uncharacterized. NCBI's taxonomy places the organism in Eukaryota, Apicomplexa, Conoidasida, Eucoccidiorida, Eimeriidae. The transcript has 9 exons. The coding region runs from base 1 to 4791 and encodes 1596 amino acids. The record is from RefSeq and is a predicted model, not a curated record.
AUGGCGGAUUACACGCCGGAAGAGCAGUUUUCUUUGCUUAGUCAGCAGCUUCUUCUGCUGAACCAAGUUCCUCAGCAAGAUGAUGCUCCUACCUCCUUAGAAGCGGCGCCUUCUAAGCCGCGUACUCCUCUUGAAAAUCCGCAGAAUUCGCCAGCAGCAGUCAGAUGCAACGCUAGGGAUAAAAUCCCUUUAGGGCACACUUCUUUGGACAGCGGCGGGCCACUCGCUGAUGUGGCGUCCAUGGACUCGCAGGCCUUUUCACCAGUAAGGUCGGAGGUACAAGGCGCGACAAAUGUCAAGUCUCAGCGGAUUCAACAGAUGCAGAUGACACUUCUGGAACACCAGAGUCAGUUGCUCCGUCAAAGGGAGCAGUUGCAACAGCAGCAACGGCUGCUUCUUCAAAGGUCACAGGAACGCAAUGUUGCGCCACACAGCCUCGCUCAACUCUUUUCCGAUCUACAUGAGGCCCGGCAGCAGCAAUACCUACAGACACAACAGCGAACGGAUCACACGACAACGGCCCAUACGUCUGAUGCGCGUGCGGUGAGGCCAGGGUGGCGUCAUCACUGCAGUAAAUCGCCUAACAACGGGGGUGGGCUGCAGCAUUCGGUGCCCCUUUGCGUGGGCGAUGGCGUCGCAGGCUUGGGUGCGAAGCGUGAGGGAAAGCCUUCGGGAGAGCAACUCCAGGAGGCAGACCCCGAAUUAGAACAUCUUCACUUAGAGGAAUCCCAUGCCCAGAGCCAGCAGAAAAGGGGGGAGCCUCGUGGGCAGGGCUCAGCAGAUAGAAGGCGCCUACUCCGAAAUGCUGGGUUGCUCAAUGCCCGCGCGUUGUUGAGCUGCACGCUCGGCGCCCUUCGGUCCAGCAGGAGGGAUCCCAAGGAAGGCAGUACCGACGAGAGCUUUAGUGACAAAACCAUGCAAUGUGCUAAUGACAACGGGAGCCUGAGUGGAUGCCAGACAUAUUCUGAAGCGAGCGGAUUGUCUGCAUCAACCCCGACACCUUGGGGAGCUCGAAACAUUCCACAUGGGUCGACUGGGGGCAAAGUGAUACAGGUUCACGGCGAGCCUCUUCCUCUUACUGUUCUUUGCCCUGGCAUUCCUCCUGGGAAGCUAUGGCUGCACUGUCUGAGGGUGACCCUCCACGCCAGGCGGUGUGCCAUACGGACACGCCGCUACUGGAAGGCCCUGGUGCAUUUGUUCCCUCGCCGUAGUGCAUACUCAACAAUGGUUGUUUUGUCAGAGGAGGAUUUGAAAAAGUACAAAAGCAUCAGACCUCGAGGUCAUUCAUCGCAGGACACAACAGUUGCUAUAGGGUCCUGGCUUACCCCAAAGGAACCGUUUUGUGACCCAGGACUUUACUGCCUCAUCGAUGAACGAGGCCCGAUACUUGCAGCGUGGGCAGUUGCUCGAGGCAGGGAUGGGCGCUUGCGGCGUUGCUCAGCAGUGGUCGGUAAAACUGAAGUUGACGCGGCAGAUGAGGCCGUUGUCAAGAGAAAGCGCUCGAAGUCUACGGAGAACGCCUCAAAGUCGUACACUGCUGAGAGUUCCGGGGGAGAGUUUUCGAGGGGGAAGGAAUGCGUUGAAGCCGAAGGACUUCAGGCGCUGGAGAAGUGGUAUGUGAACGUAGCCAACGAGCCCCUGACGGAGCAACAAAUUCGAAGCCUCACUUUGGCGGAAUAUGCAUCGGCAUUUGGCGAGUAUGCCGACUGCCUAGUGAGCGCUCUACAGAGCCUUGUCGAAACCCGACAUGCCCCGUCAUAUGCAGGCAAGGCUUGUGAAGGCUGUGGGUGUUCCUGUAGCAUAUGUGUUGGCCAGCCAUGCCGUGUACGACUGGCUUGGCGGCAGCAUCUCAUGGCCUUCGAACUCGCGAUAGAUAAAACAGCGGCGGCACGUUCUCGUUCAGAUUCUUCUGGAGAGGAGUCAGUGGGAAGUAGUAGCCAUGGGACAGGACGGAACCGCACAGUCGCAACUUUGAGGAGUCGCAAGGGUCGGUGGGAGUGGUGUCGUAGGUGUCCUUUGGGGUGCCGCAUGCAGCUUCACUUGAUCCUUCAUGAACUAUACCAGCCGCUUUCGCUGACGAAACCAGGGCUGCGCAGCGCUCUUGCACAGAUGCUGAUGAGACUGAGGCGCUACGUGACACUGUCGCCGCUGGGCGUUGAGCUCCUGAUGCAACGCCUCGAACAGAUACGACUUAUCCCUGCUUCUGGAGCUGGCUUUCAAGAUGCUUUCUGUCAAGCGAAAGAAGGAGAUGAUGAUGAGUUGAAUGGAUCCAGUUGCAGUUGGGCAACACGGGACUGGGCCCAAGCUUGCUGGCACCGCAGGAAACAGCGCCUGCAAACGGACAGUACGGGCACUCUGAUUGGCAGCAACAAUCUCGACAGCAGCGUUGCUAGGCUUUCCAUGCUCUCAACAGCACUGUGGGAGACACCGGCAUCCAACUUAGGGGUAACGGAACCGGGAAUCUUAGCUGACGGCGGCGAACCAGAACGGGGAAAACAGCCGCAUAAAAGCAACAUUUCAGCCGACGAAUUGCAGGCAUUUGCUGACGGAAUGGCCAGACAGGACUGCUCCAGCAUAUUGGGUGGCGCUAGCAUUCAUACAUUACGGUUAGGAGGACUCCACGAUGUUGUGACGAAUCCUGACGAUGAAGAGGAAGGAGCUCGUAGCCCGCAGUACAGCUACCCUAUUUCGAUUGCGUCUUCGCAAGUGCCUUCUGCUUGCAGUACGCCCCCGCGGCAGUCAAGCCGGCCGCGCUUAGGUCGAUGCUUUGCCGUGCCGCGAAGUGCCCAUUCGCAGCAGGUUCAGGGGAGUGACGGGGCGUUCGGAUAUCUUUCAUCUGGACCACCAGAAGAAUGUGGACUUUCUGCUCACAGUGACGGUACUGGGAGAGCUGGUAGAGGCGGGACCAUAGAGAGAGAUGACUUGGGACGGCCUGGACAUGGAAGAGAUGGGCUUGGGGGUGAUGCCCUGGAUGCUUCUCCUCGUAGGAUUCGUCGCAUGCAACGAGCACGUUUGACACCAGAAGACCAGCAGACGGCAUCAGGACGCAGACGAGUGACGCCUCUGGUGCCCUGGUGGUGGGAAGAUUAUGUCAAGACGGGAGCCGGACAGGGUGCACCAAGGUCAGACUCAAGAGAUAGGAGAGGCGACGACGCUGCUUCGGACAGCUCGUCAUCUGUGAAUUCUACCAUCUCACUUGCAGCAUCACCCCACGUUUUUCGCAUACCUUGCGGAAGUGUGGUGGGCGCGCCACCCAGCACGAGCGCUGAGCACUGUUCUUGGCAGACCAAUGACACGGGAACAGGGGCCAUGCUGGCGCGCUUCACUGAAGCAGUUGACAGCCAAAGCCGCUCGCGACUGCAUAGCGGGACGGACCAGGCGAGCAGUGCUGUUGGAGACGACGACAUAGACCUGUCAGUCGAACUGAUUCAUGCAGCCGCCGAGCUGGUCGACAGCAUAGAAAGCUGGCCCGUUGAAUUUGGGGCGCAGCGAGCAGGAGAGGCUACUAAGGCCCAAAGCCACGGCGUUGUAUAUGGAGAGAGAACUGAUGGAGCGCCUUCGGAAUGCACCCUACCAACUUCCGAAGCAGCGACGCUUUCUGCUUGCGCUCCGGCCGGAAGGAAGGCGAAGCCUCCAAAAGGCCAUGAAGGAACCGCAUCGCCCAGCAACACUGAAGGCAUGUUGACAUUCGUUUCAGCAGUUUUAUCCACUCCCACAGACAAUGAGAUAGAUAGUCUUAAUGGAUUCGAGUUGCUGCAAGGCGCCCUGAGAGCUCUGCUUGGCUCGACAACUCCAGUUGAAGGAUCAGAGUUGAAGGCCAUCGAUUUCGUGGCGGAUGAACGGGCAUUGGAGAGGGUUACAGCUGCUCAACAAGGCAGCGGCUUGCCGGCGGAUCAUGCUGCUUCGGUAAUUCAGACGCCAGUAUUAGGUGCUGAUGUAGCGGAGGAUAGUCGAAGACGUGCAGCGGAGGCCCUAGUUGAGUCUGCUCAUCAUGGCGAUAACGCCCCUGUGUUGGACGCGAAUGCUACAACUCCGCUUCUUCGCUCCCUAGCCGCGUCAUCAGCUCCUGCUGUGGAAAGUACACAGGGCCAGUUGCUUGUGGACGACUUCUAUGCACUUCCAUUGCUGAAGGGUGCCGUUUGCUACCGGGAUGCGCAUGAGCCUUUCGACACGGACUACACGGACGUCCAGAUAAGACUGAAGCCUAUGAGAGCUUUUGGGCGAAGGCAAGAUCGCCACAGUCGUCAUAGGAGACGCUCAUGGAGACUUUCUUCGCAGAGUGCAGGCAGCUCGCCGCGCGGGAGCUCUCCUGCGCCUUCUCGCCCGCAAGCGACGACUGGACUUGGUUUGAGAAAGCCGAUUCAAGCGAGCACACGGGGAAGGGGCUUUGGGCCGUUGGCAGAACGGACAGGGACAGUGAAGAUUGGUGGUAGACGCGUGGUGGUUCGGACUGUUGAUGACGGGGCUGGUUGGGCGUCUCGGGAGCCGAGCGCUGGUGGCUUAUCGGAUUUUUCGCUCUCUCGGUGCAUCGAGCAACGAGCAAUGCAGGUUCUGUUUCAGAUGCAUCAGUUCAAGGCGGCGGCACUCCACAAAGCCCGGGUGCACACGAAGGCGCACCCCGCCACAAACGAGGACGAAGUCGGCCACCUCCGGGCGGACGGGGAGGCGCCUGCUUGGCUCGGCGAUGAUGAAGGGGGUGACAUUGAUAUGGAGCAACCAGAAGGUUUUACAGAACCUUCUGGAAACAGUGCAGGGAAAGAAGAAGCAAAAUCCACGGCCGCUGCUCAUUGA